Lachancea lanzarotensis is the source of this 684-nucleotide messenger RNA. RefSeq names its product LALA0S02e04390g1_1. The transcript has a single exon. Bases 1 to 684 code for a protein of 227 amino acids. The record is from RefSeq and is a predicted model, not a curated record. NCBI's taxonomy places the organism in Eukaryota, Fungi, Ascomycota, Saccharomycetes, Saccharomycetales, Saccharomycetaceae. Gene Ontology annotation, cellular component: membrane; endomembrane system.
AUGAGCAGUAACGUCCGCACUUCAUCGGCGAUCGUUCAUCUGACAAGCCUUAGCACCAGUUUAUGGGGUGCGUAUAGGGCAACUAAAGUUGUGCUACCUAUCCGUUUGCGUGAAGCAGGCCAUCGCCAGUUUCUCACCAACAUUGCAUUGGCAGCCACGAUCUUGACAAACGUGGUGACCCUGGUGUCGUAUGUGAGGGCCAAUAACCGUUCUUUGGGACACACCAGCCGGCAAGUGGCACUUCCCCUGGCGCUGGUUCUUGAAACUGUGGUAGCGUUGGUGUACUGGCCCCUGCGUUUGUUUUUCCUGCCACUGAUAAUGCACAAUGUGAAGGACGGCUCCAGAGUCCCGUUACCUGUGCCUGUGGAUUGUGCGAUCCACUUGCUGCCAGUGUUGUAUCUGGCACUUGAUUAUCUGGCGUUGGAACCGGCUCCGUUCCAGAUGUCCACCAAAACGGCAUGGUUUGUGGUAACGGCGCUGGGACUUGGCUACAACCAGUACCUCAAAGUACUGAUUGACCGUGAUGCCGGCGCAGUGUUUCCAUACCCGUUUUUGGAAGUCCGAGAGCCUUACAGAAGUGUGAUAUUCGUGGCCGUCACCAGUAUUGCCUGGAUCUGGUUUGUGGUUUACAAAAAGAUACAUAGGGGCGCAAGAGGACAAGUAAAAAUAGGCAAAAUCAAUUGA